CGUUCACCGCCUUUUGAAACACGUGCGUGAAAAAAGCGUUUUUGUUUUUUUUUUAACAUACCGUUAACCUUGUCUUUCAUGGUCAUAAAAUCAGUGUUUUUUUAGCCAUUCUUUGUAAACAGUCAUCUAAUAAUUUAAAAGAAAAAGUUUUUUUUAAAGCGUCCUUAUAUAUAUAAACAACAUAAGUUACAGAAAGACUGGAAUAGCAUGGAAAGUGUCACAACGUACAAGUAAAAUUUUGUGGUGUUUUAUAUUUUAAAAGGAGUGGAUACCAGAAAAAAGAAGAAAACCAUGUCUAGCACUCAUGUGGUAAAACAAUACGAAAUUUUCUGUCUGCAUUUUACGAUAGUUGUGCUAAUUCUAGAUACAUAUUCAGAUUAUAAGGUCGCUAUUCAAUACCUUUUGAAUGGCGAAACCACAAGUUUUAUUUCGAUAAUUUGCCUUAUGCUGAUUUCUUCUCUGAUAAAUGUUUUAAUCAGUAGACAGAUGCAACAACGAGGAGAUGAAGAAUACAAUUCCACAGAUGAUUAUUGUAAAAUAUUGCAUUUAAUAACCAAGAAUAGAUUAUUUCUUGUGAUUGCUAUUCCUUUGAAAUUAGCACCAAUUGUUAAUUAUUGGAAAACUUCAAAAUAUGCUAUAAAAGCGUUAAAAUAUAAAAAAUCUGGAGACGUUAUAAAUGAAAGUCGGUAUCAUAAAAUGAUGCUCAAAAAAUAUCGAGAUGCUUCAUUGCUUAGGGUACUUGAAUGUUACUUGGAUGCUGCACCCCAACAGAUUCUACAACUAACUCUAAUGCUAAAUUCUUAUGAUAAGAUUAAUUUUGAAUUAUUCAGUGAUCAAGUAUUCAGUACUUUCUUGGCAUUUAUAUACAUGGGUGCGUCAAUGGCUGAGUAUAAUAAAGUUAUUCGAUUCGCUCAAGAAGAUAAAUUGAAUAUUGGUGGCAUAGCAGAGAUUUUACAAUUGUUGUGGCACUUUUGCAUAACAGAUAUUUCAGAAAGUACAUUUUGUCCUAAAGAAGAUCAAUGAACAGUCAACAUUCUUAUGAAGGAAUAUUAUAAUUGAUGCGAUUUGCGAAAUAAUUAUUCUGUAUAUAUCGCAGCUGACAAAUAACGUAUUUUGACAGAUUACAUAUUAUAUAGAUAGAUAUUUAUUUUGUAUUUUUCCGAGCAUGCGCAUUAAUAAUUUCGCGUAUCCCUUUAUUUCACCGUCUUUUGUGAAACACGUGCAUGAAAAAACGUCCUUCAAAACAACAUAAGUUAAGUUACAAAGAAAACUAGAAUAGCAUAGAAAGUGUCACAACGCACAAGUAAAAUUUUGUGGUGUUUUAUAUUUUAAGAGAAAUGGAUACCAGAAGAAACAAGAAAAUUUGCAUAAAACAAUUGGACAUUUUCUUUCUGCGUUUUUCGCUAGUUAUGUAAAUUAUAAAUAUGUGUUUCGAUUAUAACAUCGCUAUUCGAUACCUUUUGAAUGGCAAAAUCACAAGUUUCAAUUUACUUUAUCCUAAUUCCUUCUCUGAUAACUGUUUUAGUUAAUAGACGGAUGCAAAAACAAGAUAAAGAAGUGAAGUAGAAUAAAUUCGUUUGUAAUUCGAUUAACUUUAGCUAAUUCAAUUAUAUUAGUUACAUUAUAAAUAUAUAAUCAUGUUCCUUGACAGAAGAAUCCCUGGCUACAAGUGAUGAUUGUUGUAAGAGAUUGAAUUUAAUAAUCAAAAAGGCAUUAUUUUUUAUGAUUGCUAUUCCUUUGAAAUUAGUACCAGUUGUUUAUUAUUGGGAAACUUCAAAGGAUGCAUUAAGAGUGCAUAAAUGUAAGAAAGAUGGGGACGAUGCAGAUGAAAAACGGUAUUAUUCAGAGAUGCUCAGAAAAUAUCAAGAUAUUGUAUUCCUAAGGAUACUUGAAUGUUACUUGGAAGCUGCACCUCAACAAAUUUUGCAACUAAUUCUAAUAUUAAUGUCUUAUAAUAAGUCUGAUAACGAGAUUAAUCUUGAAUGUACUUAUAUAUUAUC
This is a messenger RNA of Camponotus floridanus (Florida carpenter ant), 2000 nucleotides long. RefSeq names its product XK-related protein 6-like. Gene Ontology annotation, biological process: apoptotic process involved in development; engulfment of apoptotic cell; phosphatidylserine exposure on apoptotic cell surface. Bases 292 to 1023 code for a protein of 243 amino acids. Lineage: Eukaryota; Metazoa; Arthropoda; Insecta; Hymenoptera; Formicidae. The record is from RefSeq and is a predicted model, not a curated record. The transcript is spliced from 4 exons. Gene Ontology annotation, cellular component: plasma membrane.